GGUAUACUGUCAGACAUGGUCAUCCAGAGAGAAGAAGUUGAAAAUCAAUGGAAGCAGAAGUUUGAGUUGGACAAACAAGAUCUUUACAAAUUGAAGUCAGAGCUGAAGCAAGACAGAGAGGAUCUGGAUAGAGAGAAUGAGAUGAUGAACAAAGAGAGACUGGACUUGGAGCUGAUGAGGUCUGACAUCCUGAAACAAAGUGACAUAUUAGAACAAGUGAUACAAGAUAUAAAAGAGGAAAAAGACAAACUGGAAAUCACAAAGACUGAGCUACAACAGAAGAAAGAACAUGCAGACAGUCAGUUUGAUGAGAUCAACAGAGAGAAAACCAACAUUAAAGAUCUGACCCUUCAGCUUCAGAAAGAAAGGGACAAACUUGACAAUAUCAUGAACAUGAUUACCUUAAAACAAGAACAACAACAACUCAAGGAAGAAGAGUUCAAAAGACAAACACAAGAACUGGAAACCAGUAAGAACAGUGUACUGGUAGAAAGAAAGGAACUGGAACUUUUGAGGAAGGAUCUCAACAGGAAGAAAGAAGAGAUUGGAGCUGCCAUGAACACCAUCAGUGGAGAGAGAGAACAACUCAAUCAGAUGAAGAGUAGUACUGACAUGGACAGACAAAGGCUCGAGAAUGAAAAGGUCAGAAUGGAAGGAGAAAGGUCUGAGCUAACAAUAAGAGAAGAUCAACUCUUGAAUGAAAUUAAAUCACUAGAAAAUCUGAGGGAAAAACUGCAACAGCUGAAUGAAAGGAUGAGUGAAGACGUGAAAAACAAAAUCAUGAGACUGGAACAAAACAAUGAAGACUUACUGAAGCUGUUGAGUGUUUUGGAGCAAAAGCAUGAGGCUCUGGAUAAACUGAAGGAAAAUAUGUCAUCUUACACUGAGAUAUUAGAGAGAGAAAAAGAAGGGUUGAAGAGUAUGUUGUCAGAAAUUGUCAUGCAAAGACAAGAAAUGGCCAAACGACUGAAACAAGAGGCUGAGUUGGAAAAGACACAUCUUAUAGAACUAAAGGCAGGGCAGAAACAAGACAGAGAGGAUCUGGAUAGAGAGAGUGAGAUGAUGAACAAAGAUAAACUGGAAAUGGAGCUGAUGAGGUCUGACAUCCUGAAACAAAGUGACAUAUUAGAACAAGUGAUACAAGAUCUAAAAGAGGAAAAAGACAAACUGGAAAUCACAAAGACUGAGCUACAACAGAAGAAAGAACAUGCAGACAGUCAGUUUGAUGAGAUCAACAGAGAGAAAACCAACAUUAAAGAUCUGACCCUUCAGCUUCAGAAAGAAAGAGACAAUCUUGACAAUGUCAUGAACAUGAUUACCUUAAAACAAGAAGAACAACAACGCAAGGAAGAAGAGUUCAAAAGACAAACACAAGAACUGGAAACCAGUAAGAACAGUGUACUGGUAGAAAGAAAGGAACUGGAACUUUUGAGGAAGGAUCUCAACAGGAAGAAAGAAGAGAUUGGAGCUGCCAUGAACACCAUCAGUGGAGAGAGAGAACAACUCAAUCAGAUGAAGAGUAGUACUGACAUGGACAGACAAAGGCUCGAGAAAGAAAAGGUCAGAAUGGAAGGAGAAAGGUCUGAGCUAACAAUAAGAGAAGAUCAACUCUUGAAUGAAAUUAAAUCACUAAAAACUCUAAGGGAAAAAAUACAACAGCUAAAUGAAAAGAUGAGUGAAGACAUGAAAAACAAAAUGGAAAGAUUACAACAAAACAAUCAAGACAUACUAAUGCUGUACACUGUAUUGGAACAAAAGCUUACAGCUCUAGAUGUUCAGAAAGAGAACCUGGCUGGAUACAGUGACCUGUUAGAGAGAGAAAAGAAAAGUCUGAUAGGUAUACUGUCAGACAUGGUCAUCCAGAGAGAAGACGUUGAAAAUCAAUGGAAGCAGAAGUUUGAGUUGGACAAACAAGAUCUUUACAAAUUGAAGUCAGAGCUGAAGCAAGACAGAGAGGAUCUGGAUAGAGAGAAAGAGAUGAUGAACAAAGAGAAACUGGACAUGGAGCUGAUGAGGUCUGACAUCCUGAAACAAAGUGACAUAUUAGAACAAGCGAUACAAGAUAUAAAAGAGGAAAAAGACAAACUGGAAAUCACAAAGACUGAGCUACAACAGAAGAAAGAACAUGCAGACAGUCAGUUUGAUGAGAUCAACAGAGAGAAAACCAACAUUAAAGAUCUGACCCUUCAGCUUCAGAAAGAAAGAGACAAUCAUGACAAUAUCAUGAACAUGAUUACCUUAAAACAAGAACAACAACAACUCAAGGAAGAAGAGUUCAAAAGACAAACACAAGAACUGGAAACCAGUAAGAACAGUGUACUGGUAGAAAGAAAGGAACUGGAACUUUUGAGGAAGGAUCUCAACAGGAAGAAAGAAGAGAUUGGAGCUGCCAUGAACACCAUCAGUGGAGAGAGAGAACAACUCAAUCAGAUGAAGAGUAGUACUGACAUGGACAGACAAAGGCUCGAGAAAGAAAAGGUCAGAAUGGAAGGAGAAAGGUCUGAGCUAACAAUAAGAGAAGAUCAACUCUUGAAUGAAAUGAAAUCUCUAGAACAUCUGAGGGAAAAACUGCAACAGCUGAAUGAAAGGAUGAGUGAAGACGUGAAAAACAAAAUCAUGAGACUGGAACAAAACAAUGAAGACUUACUGAAGCUGUUGAGUGUUUUGGAGCAAAAGCAUGAGGCUCUGGAUAAACUGAAGGAAAAUAUGUCAUCUUACACUGAGAUAUUAGAGAGAGAAAAAGAAGGGUUGAAGAGUAUGUUGUCAGAAAUUGUCAUGCAAAGACAAGAAAUGGCCAAACGACUGAAACAAGAGGCUGAGUUGGAAAAGACACAUCUUAUAGAACUAAAGGCAGGGCAGAAACAAGACAGAGAGGAUCUGGAUAGAGAGAGUGAGAUGAUGAACAAAGAGAAACUGGAAAUGGAGCUGAUGAGGCCUGACAUCCCCAAACAAAGUGACAUAUUAGAACAAGUGAUACAAGAUAUAAAAGAGGAAAAAGACAAACUGGAAAUCACAAAGACUGAGCUACAACAGAAGAAAGAACAUGCAGACAGUCAGUUUGAUGAGAUCAACAGAGAGAAAACCAACAUUAAAGAUCUGACCCUUCAGCUUCAGAAAGAAAGAGACAAACUUGACAAUGUCAUGAACAUGAUUACCUUAAAACAAGAACAACAACAACGCAAGGAAGAAGAGUUCAAAAGACAAACACAAGAACUGGAAACCAGUAAGAACAGUGUACUGGUAGAAAGAAAGGAACUGGAACUUUUGAGGAAGGAUCUCAACAGGAAGAAAGAAGAGAUUGGAGCUGCCAUGAACACCAUCAGUGGAGAGAGAGAACAACUCAAUCAGAUGAAGAGUAGUACUGACAUGGACAGACAAAGGCUCGAGAAAGAAAAGGUCAGAAUGGAAGGAGAAAGGUCUGAGCUAACAAUAAGAGAAGAUCAACUCUUGAAUGAAAUUAAAUCACUAAAAACUCUGAGGGAAAAAAUACAACAGCUAAAUGAAAAGAUGAGUGAAGACGUGAAAAACAAAAUGGAAAGAUUACAACAAAACAAUCAAGACGUACUAAUGCUGUACACUGUAUUGGAACAAAAGCUUACAGCUCUAGAUGUUCAGAAAGAGAACCUGGCUGGAUACAGUGACCUGUUAGAGAGAGAAAAGAAAAGUCUGAUAGGUAUACUGUCAGACAUGGUCAUCCAGAGAGAAGAAGUUGAAAAUCAAUGGAAGCAGAAGUUUGAGUUGGACAAACAAGAUCUUUACAAAUUGAAGUCAGAGCUGAAGCAAGACAGAGAGGAUCUGGAUAGAGAGAAUGAGAUGAUGAACAAAGAGAAACUAGACUUGGAGCUGAUGAGGUCUGACAUCCUGAAACAAAGUGACAUAUUAGAACAAGUGAUACAAGAUAUAAAAGAGGAAAAAGACAAACUGGAAAUCACAAAGACUGAGCUACAACAGAAGAAAGAACAUGCAGACAGUCAGUUUGAUGAGAUCAACAGAGAGAAAACCAACAUUAAAGAUCUGACCCUUCAGCUUCAGAAAGAAAGAGACAAACUUGACAAUAUCAUGAACAUGAUUGCCUUAAAACAAGAACAACAACAACUCAAGGAAGAAGAGUUCAAAAGACAAACACAAGAACUGGAAACCAGUAAGAACAGUGUACUGGUAGAAAGAAAGGAACUGGAACUUUUGAGGAAGGAUCUCAACAGGAAGAAAGAAGAGAUUGAAGCUGCCAUGAACACAAUCAGUGGAGAGAGAGAACAACUCAAUCAGAUGAAGAGUAGUACUGACAUGGACAGACGAAGGCUCGAGAAUGAAAAGGACAGAAUGGAAGGAGAAAGGUCUGAGCUGACAAUAAGAGAGAUCAACUCUUGAAUGAAAUUAAAUCUCUAGAACAUCUGAGGGAAAAACUGCAACAGCUGAAUGAAAGGAUGAGUGAAGACGUGAAAAACAAAAUCAUGAGACUGGAACAAAACAAUGAAGACUUACUGAAACUGUUGAGUGUUUUGGAGCAAAAGCAUGAGGCUCUGGAUAAACUGAAGGAAAAUAUGUCAUCUUACACUGAGAUAUUAGAGAGAGAAAAAGAAGGGUUGAAGAGUAUGUUGUCAGAAAUUGUAAUGCAAAGACAAGAAAUGGCCAAACGACUGAAACAAGAGGCUGAGUUGGAAAAGACACAUCUUAUAGAACUAAAGGCAGGGCAGAAGCAAGACAGAGAGGAUCUGGAUAGAGAGAGUGAGAUGAUGAACAAAGAGAAACUGGAAAUGGAGCUGAUGAGGUGUGACAUCCUGAAACAAAGUGACAUAUUAGAACAAGUGAUACAAGAUCUAAAAGAGGAAAAAGACAAACUGGAAAUCACAAAGACUGAGCUACAACAGAAGAAAGAACAUGCAGACAGUCAGUUUGAUGAGAUCAACAGAGAGAAAACCAA
Sander lucioperca (pikeperch) is the source of this 4921-nucleotide messenger RNA. Its product is annotated as trichohyalin-like. Bases 16 to 4368 code for a protein of 1450 amino acids. Lineage: Eukaryota; Metazoa; Chordata; Actinopteri; Perciformes; Percidae. The transcript has a single exon. The record is from RefSeq and is a predicted model, not a curated record.